Drosophila ananassae is the source of this 2356-nucleotide messenger RNA. RefSeq names its product fork head domain-containing protein FD3 (gene fd59A). The record is from RefSeq and is a predicted model, not a curated record. The transcript has 2 exons. NCBI's taxonomy places the organism in Eukaryota, Metazoa, Arthropoda, Insecta, Diptera, Drosophilidae. Gene Ontology annotation, molecular function: DNA-binding transcription factor activity, RNA polymerase II-specific; RNA polymerase II cis-regulatory region sequence-specific DNA binding. Gene Ontology annotation, biological process: regulation of transcription by RNA polymerase II; cell differentiation; anatomical structure morphogenesis. The coding region runs from base 477 to 1847 and encodes 456 amino acids.
UAUUCGAGAUACGAAAACAUAGCAGCGGCAACACAAAAGCUCAGGGAAACGUCGGCGGCAGCGGCAAUGGCAGCGGUUUUUCAUAAAUAAAUGUUUGAGUUAUGUAGAAAAACAUUUUGGGCGAGAAGAUUUUCGUUUUCGUUGCGAUUCAGUUAACAUUUGGCCAGCGGAUUCCGCCUCACACGGACGCGCUUCGAAACUUCUGCCCAUUUCCGCUGCUGGCCCGCGUGUACAGUUAUUCUUAAUCGGAAUCGGAAGCGAAUCGGAAACGGAAGCGGCCAUUACAACGGUUAAACAAUAACGGUGCCAAAGUCAAAAAUUCAAAUGCCAAGUGAAGCUAGUGCGGCGCCUAACAGAAAACAAAGAGAACACAGUUCCUGAGCAAAAUAGUCAAAGCACAAAAAAAAAAUCUCAUAAAAUAAAGUGUUGCGUCCUCUUUAAAAUUUAAAUUAAGCCUAACCAAGAAUCUCCACAAGAUGCACACCAGCACAGAUCCCAUGCACACUCUCCACGACAGCGUGUCACUCUCUCCGCCGCUGCACAAGAGCCACCGAGGAUCCUCGGGUGGAAAUGGAUCCUCGCGAGCCGCCGCAGACGCCAUGUCUAUGGCCUGUGACGACAGCGACAUCGAGCCGUCGGCUCUGGGCAGUGGCGGGAGUGGAUCCGGCGGCGGAGACGGAUCGGGAUCUAGCGGUGGUCCGCUGGUGAAACCGCCGUACUCCUACAUCGCCCUUAUCACCAUGGCCAUUCUGCAGUCUCCGCACAAGAAACUUACGCUUAGCGGGAUUUGUGAUUUUAUAAUGUCACGCUUCCCGUACUACAAGGAUAAAUUCCCCGCCUGGCAAAACUCCAUCCGACACAAUCUGAGCCUCAACGACUGCUUCAUCAAGGUGCCCCGCGAGCCGGGCAAUCCUGGCAAGGGCAACUUCUGGACCUUGGAUCCGCUGGCGGAAGAUAUGUUCGAUAAUGGCAGCUUCCUGCGGCGGCGGAAACGAUACAAACGCGCUCCCACCAUGCAGAGAUUUUCGUUUCCGGCGGUGUUUGGAACUCUGUCGCCAUUUUGGAUCCGUAAACCAGUGCCGCUGGUUCCGGUUCACUUCAAUGUUCCAAAUUUCAACGGGAGCCGAGACUUCGAUGUGGUUCACAACCCGUCGGAUAUAUUCGAUUCUGCUCUCCGGGCCGACAAAAAGUUCAACUUCUUCGCCAACGCGGAGGCCUCGUUUUACGGAGGAAACCAGUCGGGAGACAAGUUUGAUCGCCUGCCGUUCAUCAAUCGAGGCGGGCGGGAUGUCCUGGAUACACUGCCACAUAGCAGCGGAUCGGGCGGCGGAGCAGGGGCUGGAUCUGAGGGCAGCAGAGCCGCCAAGUACAAAAGCCCCUACCCCUUCGAUGUGGCAACAAUGGCCAGUGCUGCGGGCGGUAUUCCCGGCCAUCCGAACUACAGGGAUGCAGUUCCCGGCGGUGGAUACAUGGAUCUCAAUGCGUACAACGACGAUCCGGACACGGAAGCGGAAGUGGACGCCGAAGCCGACGCGGAUGAGGACUCCUGCGAGGACAAGAUCGACGUGGAGAGUGGCAACGAGCAGGAGGACUCCCACAUUUCGGACUCGGUGGACAGCGCCUGCACAAAUCGUCUGGACGCGCCGCCGGACGCCCUAAUCUUUGAGCAUGCCGAGGCCUCCAACAGCUCUCCGUCACGAAUACCACCCAGCCCAAGAACCCGCUUCGACAGCGAACCCCUGGGCCUGAGGACCAGUAAACAGACCAGCGCCAAGGACUUCCGCAUCGAGACCCUGAUUGGCCACCACUUGCACCAGGGCGGUGGCCAGGAGGAGGCCAGCGACUAGAGGGGAUCGCCGAACCUCUCGGCGAGUGUACAGUCCAAUUAAAUGGUGAUUUCAGUUUCGAUCUAAGCACGUUUUAACUUCCCGCAUCAAAUCAAACCGAUCCCCAUCCAGUCCCCAGCAGCCAGUAGUGAUCAGUAGACGUACGUAUCAGUAUCUGUAGGAAUUAGGAGGCCAGCCAGCACACGAGUUUUAAAAUGCGACCAAAGCUAAGCAGCCACGGCUAUAGUUGCCCAGUCCACGAGUAUAUCGGCGCAUAUAGACAUAUACAUAUAGGAUCUAUGUAAACCCGAUGCAUUGCACAUUUAUAGUAUACUUUUAAAGUGAAUUCUGGCGAUCUGGAUCCGGGAUUCUAGAUUCUGGAUGCUGGAUCCUGGGUUCAGGACCUAUAUCUUACAUACAAGUACUAUUCAUGUGUAAGUGUGCGUGUGUGUGUGUAAAUGUAAAACAUCCGAUAAAGAGGAACACUAUUAACUAUAACUUAGUCUAAGAAUUUUGCUGAUGUUAUUGAA